Molecule: messenger RNA, 1551 nt
Organism: Xenia sp. Carnegie-2017
Lineage: Eukaryota; Metazoa; Cnidaria; Anthozoa; Malacalcyonacea; Xeniidae
Product: diphthine methyl ester synthase-like
Exons: 9
Coding region: 68-976 (302 amino acids)
Biological process (GO): protein histidyl modification to diphthamide
Molecular function (GO): diphthine synthase activity
Source: RefSeq, a predicted model, not a curated record
AUUUUUACUUUCAAAACUCUGCAAAUUGCAGACGAUACAGUUGAUAAACGUUUACUUCACUAACAUUAUGACGUUUAUGACGUUUAACAUGACGUAUUACAAAAAUUUACACGAGGUUAAGUGCUCGUGGUUGUUGGUCAACUUUGACAUUUCGGUUUACGGACUACCAUGUGUAAACCUAAAUUUAUUAUUAUUAAAAAUGUUGUAUUUAAUCGGUCUUGGUCUUGGUGAUGUGAAAGAUAUUAGUGUGAAAGGAUUGGAAAUUGUCAAACACGCAAAAGAAGUCUAUCUUGAAUCUUAUACUUCGAUUCUUACCGUGGGUAAAGACGCCUUGGAAGAAUAUUAUGGACGAAAUGUGGUUUUAGCUGAUCGUGAUACAGUUGAAGAAAAUUCAGAUCUGAUAUUAUCAAAUGCCAAGAGUUAUGAUGUUGCUUUCCUUGUUGUUGGGGAUCCGCUGGGGGCGACGACACACUCCGAUUUAAUUCUGCGGGCCAGAAAGAAAAAUAUCAACUAUAAAAUUGUUCACAAUGCUUCUAUAAUGAACGCAGUUGCUUGUUGUGGAUUACAGUUGUAUAAUUUUGGAGAAACUGUUUCUAUCGUAUUUUGGCAAGAUUCUUGGAAACCCGUCAGUUUUUAUGAUAAAAUUGCUUCGAAUCGAAAGAAUGGCCUUCAUACAUUGUGUCUUCUUGAUAUUAAAGUCAAGGAACGGUCAAUUGAAAACAUGAUGAGAGGAAGAAAGAUUUACGAGCCUUCGCGAUUUAUGACUGUAGAACAAGCUGCUGAUCAACUUUUACAAAUUUUAAAGAUGAAAGAUUUUUCUGAUGAAAAACCCGUUUAUGAAGAAGAUACUCUUUGUGUUGCAUUGUCUCGUAUUGGCUGUGACGAUCAGAAAAUUGUUUGUUCUACAUUAAAAGCCAUAAAACAGAUUGAUAUUGGGUCGCCUCUUCAUUCACUUGUCAUUCCAGAAACCUUUUGAUCAUCCUGAGAGAUUCAACCAGUGUUAUAAAUGUGAAGUUUGGAAAUGAUCUCCAACUAUAUAUACAUGUUCCUAUGAUGACAGCUGAAACAAAAGUUUUUAUGUUUUCCUGCUUGUGUUUAGCGUGUGCAAAUACAAGCGAUGAAAUAUUGCACCCACUAAAGCAGGACACUUGGAGAAUACAUCACAUUUGACAAGCAUUAUGUAAAAUUGUUGUAAUAAAUGUCAAGUGUGCACUGUAUUAGAAAAUAAAAUAAUUUUUUACCAAAUUUGAACUUCAAGUUCGAAAUACUAGUCUUGUACGUUUUACUAGUAAAUUUGUAAAGUCAUUGUAGACUUUAACAGCCAUAAAUGUAUCAUUCAAUUGCAAUUUUGUAACUAUCCAGCAAUCGACAUUUAUUGUAUUUUAUUCCUACUUGAUAUUUUUUACAAACUUUAAAGUAUGUCUGACGAGAACUGUAUGGAUGUAUACUGAAUACAACUUAGAAUUUCUUUAUGUCGUACGUCUCGAAUGGCUUGUAUCACCUGUUUUUAACGUGGUUAAAAUUGAGAAAUACAGUUAAAUUGAAAAUACA